Messenger RNA from Microtus oregoni (creeping vole), 8649 nucleotides. RefSeq names its product ankyrin repeat and KH domain-containing protein 1. Gene Ontology annotation, molecular function: RNA binding; protein binding. NCBI's taxonomy places the organism in Eukaryota, Metazoa, Chordata, Mammalia, Rodentia, Cricetidae. Bases 129 to 7853 code for a protein of 2574 amino acids. Gene Ontology annotation, cellular component: cytoplasm. Gene Ontology annotation, biological process: innate immune response. The record is from RefSeq and is a predicted model, not a curated record. The transcript is spliced from 35 exons.
UGGGACGGGAGGGGGGGGGAGACGGAGACGCUUCUUCCUCCUGCUGCUCCUCACCUUCCUGGGAUCCGCCGCGGCGGUGGCCGCGAGUGAUUCGGCGGCGGCGGUGUCCCCGGCUCCGCGUGCGAACCAUGCUGACGGACAGCGGGGGUGGCGGCACCUCCUUCGAGGAGGAUUUGGACUCCGUAGCUCCGCGAUCCGCCCCAGCUGGGGCCUCGGAGCCUCCUCCGCCGGGAGGGGUCGGGCUGGGAAUCCGCACCGUGAGGCUCUUUGGGGAGGCUGGGCCCGCGCAGGGAGUCGGUGGCGGCGGCAGCGGCGGCACGGGCGGAGGGGACGCUGCGCUGGAUUUCAAGUUGGCGGCUGCCGUGCUGAGGACGGGCGGCGGCGGCGCCUCUGGGAGCGACGAGGACGAGGUGUCCGAGGUUGAAUCAUUUAUUUUGGACCAAGAAGAUUUGGAUAACCCAGUCCUUAAAACGUCAGAGAUAUUCUUAUCAAGUACAGCAGAAGGAGCAGAUUUACGCACAGUGGAUCCCGAGACCCAGGCGAGACUGGAAGCAUUGCUAGAAGCAGCGGGAAUUGGCAAAUUGUCAACUGCUGAUGGUAAAGCUUUUGCAGAUCCUGAAGUACUCCGGAGACUGACAUCUUCAGUUAGUUGUGCACUGGAUGAAGCUGCUGCUGCACUGACCCGCAUGAGAGCAGAGAACACACACAGUACAGGACAAGUGGACACUCGCAGUCUGGCAGAAGCUUGUUCAGAUGGAGAUGUAAAUGCUGUUCGCAAAUUGCUAGAUGAAGGCAGAAGUGUAAAUGAACAUACAGAAGAAGGAGAAAGCCUGCUGUGUUUGGCUUGUUCAGCAGGAUAUUAUGAACUGGCACAAGUACUACUAGCUAUGCAUGCUAAUGUUGAAGAUAGAGGGAAUAAAGGAGAUAUAACUCCUCUGAUGGCAGCUUCCAGUGGAGGUUAUUUAGAUAUUGUGAAAUUAUUACUUCUUCAUGAUGCAGAUGUCAACUCCCAGUCAGCAACGGGGAACACUGCACUUACUUAUGCCUGUGCUGGAGGGUUUAUUGACAUUGUAAAAGUGCUACUUAAUGAAGGUGCAAAUAUAGAAGACCAUAAUGAAAAUGGACACACACCCCUAAUGGAAGCAGCCAGUGCAGGUCACGUGGAAGUUGCCAGAGUUCUUCUAGAUCACGGUGCAGGCAUCAACACUCAUUCUAAUGAGUUCAAAGAAAGUGCUCUGACACUUGCCUGCUACAAAGGCCAUUUGGAUAUGGUUCGAUUUCUGCUUGAAGCUGGUGCAGAUCAAGAGCAUAAAACUGAUGAGAUGCAUACUGCCUUAAUGGAGGCUUGCAUGGAUGGGCAUGUAGAAGUGGCACGUUUGCUUUUGGACAGUGGCGCUCAAGUGAAUAUGCCUGCGGAUUCCUUUGAGUCUCCGUUGACUCUGGCUGCUUGUGGUGGACAUGUUGAAUUGGCAGCGCUGCUUAUUGAAAGAGGAGCAAAUCUUGAAGAAGUUAAUGAUGAAGGAUAUACGCCCUUGAUGGAAGCUGCUCGGGAAGGGCAUGAAGAGAUGGUGGCACUGCUGUUAGCACAAGGUGCAAAUAUAAAUGCCCAGACAGAAGAAACCCAGGAAACUGCUCUUACCUUGGCUUGCUGUGGAGGCUUUUCUGAAGUUGCAGAUUUUCUGAUUAAGGCAGGGGCUGAUAUAGAACUUGGCUGCUCCACACCUCUCAUGGAGGCUUCUCAAGAGGGACACCUGGAGUUGGUUAAAUAUUUGCUGGCUGCUGGUGCUAAUGUGCAUGCUACCACAGCAACAGGAGACACGGCUCUAACCUAUGCUUGUGAAAAUGGACAUACAGAUGUUGCAGAUGUUUUACUUCAAGCAGGGGCCCAUUUAGAACAUGAAUCUGAAGGUGGAAGAACACCUUUGAUGAAGGCUGCAAGAGCUGGUCAUUUAUGCACAGUUCAGUUUCUUAUUAGCAAAGGUGCCAAUGUGAAUAGGGCUACAGCCAAUAAUGAUCACACAGUAGUAUCACUGGCAUGUGCAGGAGGCCACUUGGCCGUGGUUGAACUACUAUUGGCUCAUGGAGCUGACCCUACUCAUCGACUCAAGGAUGGAUCAACAAUGCUUAUUGAAGCUGCAAAAGGUGGCCAUACCAAUGUUGUUUCUUAUCUAUUGGAUUAUCCAAAUAAUGUUCUGUUGGUUCCCACCACAGAUGUGUCUCAGCUUACCUCUCCUUCACAAGAUGAAUCUCAGGUUCCACGUGUACCCGUACACACACUUGCCAUGGUUGUGCCUCCCCAGGAACCUGACAGAACUUCCCAGGAGACAUCUCCUGCCCUCUUAGGAGUACAGAAAGGUGCAUCCAAGCAGAAGUCCAGUUCCCUGCAGGUAGCAGAUCAGGACCUACUGCCACCUUUUCACCCAUACCAGCCUUUGGAGUGCAUAGUAGAAGAGACUGAAGGCAAGCUGAAUGAACUGGGACAAAGAAUUAGUGCUAUUGAAAAAGCACAGCUUAAGUCAUUGGAGUUAAUUCAAGGUGAGCCUCUAAACAAGGAUAAGAUAGAAGAACUUAAAAAGAACAGAGAAGAACAAGUCCAGAAGAAGAAGAAAAUACUGAAAGAACUGCAGAAAGUGGAAAGGCAGUUGCAGAUGAAAACACAGCAGCAGUUUACCAAAGAAUACUUGGAAACCAAAGGUCAGAGAGACACAGGGUCUCCACACCAGCAGUGCUCUCAUAGAGGAGUCUCCUUGGCAGGGGAUGAAGAUGGCAGUCCCCCAGAGGAUCACUCUUCAGAAUCACCCCAGGUUGAUACAAUCUUAUUUAAAGAUCAUGGUAUUGGUGAUGAGCAACAAUCUCCACCAUCAGCAGAACAAAUUGAUUUUGUCCCAGUCCAGCCUCUAUCAUCUCCACAAUGUAACUUUUCCAGUGACUUAGGUUCUAAUGGGACAAAUUCUCUUGUGCUUCAGAAAGUAUCAGGUAACCAGCAGAUCAUAGGACAGCCUCAAAUUGCUGUUGCUGAACAUGAGCAGGGGCUGUUAGUACAAGAGCCAGAUGGACUCAUGGUUGCAACUCCAGCCCAGACGCUUACCGACACUCUUGAUGACCUGAUAGCAGAGUUUCCUGGCUGUCCUAGUACUAGCUCUAUAGCCUCGCCCUCAAAAGCCGAGGCAUGUAUAUCUCUGAGUUCCACCUGUUUGAGUGCUGGGAGUAAAGCUGUGAAUACCAGAGUGCCUGCUGGUUCAAAUAAUCCCUCUCAGACCACAGACUGUCCUACACCCGAAUCCUGUUCUCAGACUUCAAGCAAUAUGGUUUCCCCACCCAUGCCCCCUGUGUAUCCUUCAGUUGACAUUGAUGCGCAUACUGAAAGCAAUCAUGACACAGCUUUAACACUGGCCUGUGCAGGUGGUCAUGAAGAACUUGUAUCUGUUCUCAUUGCACGAGAUGCUAAAAUUGAACACAGAGAUAAAAAAGGUUUUACCCCACUGAUCCUGGCGGCAACAGCGGGGCAUGUUGGAGUUGUUGAAAUCCUUUUGGAUAAAGGUGGCGAUAUAGAGGCACAAGCUGAACGAACUAAGGAUACUCCACUUUCUUUGGCAUGUUCUGGUGGUCGUCAGGAAGUAGUAGAUUUGCUGCUGGCCCGAGGAGCCAAUAAAGAACAUAGGAAUGUGUCUGAUUAUACACCACUGAGUCUGGCUGCAUCUGGAGGAUACGUGAAUAUUAUUAAGAUUUUGCUUAAUGCUGGGGCAGAAAUUAAUUCAAGGACUGGGAGUAAACUAGGUAUUUCUCCUCUGAUGUUGGCUGCAAUGAAUGGACAUGUUCCUGCAGUGAAAUUGCUGCUUGAUAUGGGUUCAGAUAUUAAUGCACAAAUAGAGACCAACCGGAACACAGCUCUCACACUGGCCUGUUUCCAGGGCCGAGCAGAAGUAGUGAGUUUGCUUUUGGACCGCAAAGCCAAUGUUGAACAUAGGGCAAAGACUGGUCUUACUCCCUUGAUGGAAGCAGCUUCUGGAGGAUAUGCAGAGGUUGGAAGAGUUCUCCUUGAUAAAGGAGCAGAUGUCAAUGCCCCUCCUGUGCCUUCCUCAAGAGACACUGCUUUGACAAUAGCAGCUGACAAAGGCCACUACAAAUUUUGUGAGCUCCUGAUUAACAGGGGAGCCCAUAUUGAUGUCCGUAACAAGAAGGGAAAUACACCUCUUUGGCUGGCAUCCAAUGGUGGUCAUUUUGAUGUAGUACAAUUGCUAGUGCAAGCAGGUGCUGAUGUGGAUGCAGCAGACAACCGAAAAAUCACACCUCUUAUGUCAGCAUUUCGCAAGGGUCAUGUAAAAGUUGUUCAGUAUUUGGUGAAGGAAGUCAAUCAAUUUCCAUCUGAUAUAGAAUGCAUGAGAUACAUAGCAACAAUUACAGAUAAGGAACUGCUGAAAAAGUGUCACCAAUGUGUUGAGACAAUUGUGAAGGCCAAAGACCAGCAGGCUGCAGAAGCAAAUAAAAAUGCAAGCAUUCUCCUAAAGGAACUCGAUCUGGAAAAGUCAAGAGAAGAGAGCAGAAAGCAAGCUCUUGCUGCUAAAAGAGAGAAAAGAAAAGAAAAGAGAAAAAAGAAAAAAGAGGAGCAGAAAAGGAAACAAGAAGAUGAGGAGAACAAACCAAAAGAGAAUUCAGAACAACCAGAGGGUGAAGAUGAAGAGGACAAUGAUGAAGAUGUGGAGCAAGAAAUUCCCAUAGAGCCUCCGAGUGCAACCACGACCACUACAAUUGGAAUCUCUGCUACGUCUGCCACGUUCACAAAUGUAUUUGGGAAAAAAAGAGCCAAUGUAGUGACAACCCCCAGCACCAAUCGGAAAAAUAAGAAAAAUAAGACAAAAGAGUCCCCUCCCACAGCACAUUUAAUUUUACCUGAACCCCAUAUAUCUUUAGCACAACAAAAAGCAGAUAAAAAUAAAAUAAAUGGAGAACCUAGAGGUGGUGGUACAGGCGGGAAUAGUGAUUCAGAUAACUUAGAUAGCACAGACUGCAACAGUGAGAGCAGUAGUGGUGGUAAAAGCCAAGAGUUAAAUUUCACUGUGGAUGUGAAUUCCACCAGUGACAGAAGGGGCCCCACAGUUCUCAAUUCUCAAGAAGAAAAGACAAUUACUGCCACUUCCAAGACUCAGACAUGCCUUGAAGGUGAAGUGAAUUCUAAUUCCUUGUCAGCAAGCUACAAGUCAUUGCCAUUAAGCUCUCCAACCAUGAAACUGAAUCUCACUAGUCCUAAAAGGGGUCAGAAAAGAGAAGAAGGGUGGAAAGAAGUUGUUAGAAGGUCAAAGAAAUUAUCUGUUCCAGCCUCAGUGGUGUCCAGAAUAAUGGGAAGAGGAGGAUGUAACAUUACAGCAAUACAAGAUGUUACUGGUGCCCAUAUUGAUGUGGAUAAACAAAAAGAUAAGAAUGGAGAGAGAAUGAUUACAAUAAGGGGUGGUACAGAAUCAACAAGAUACGCAGUUCAACUUAUCAAUGCACUUAUUCAAGAUCCUGCAAAGGAACUAGAAGACUUGAUUCCUAAAAACCAUAUCAGGACACCUGCCAGCACCAAGUCCAUUCAUACAAACUUCUCACCUGGAGUAGGCACCGCAGCAACUUCCAGCAAGAAUGCAUUUCCCUUGGGUGCUCCAGCUCUUGUAACAUCACAGGCAGCAACAUUAUCUACCUUCCAGCCCACUAAUAAACUUAGCAAGAAUGUGCCGACAAAUGUGCGAUCUCCUUUCCCAGUUUCUCUUCCCUUAGCUUACCCUCAUCCUCAUUUUGCUCUGCUGGCUGCUCAGACUAUGCAACAGAUUCGCCAUCCUCGCUUACCCAUGGCACAGUUUGGAGGAACCUUCUCACCCUCACCUAACACUUGGGGACCAUUCCCAGUGAGACCUGUGAAUCCUGGCAAUACAAAUAGUUCUCCAAAGCAUAAUAAUACAGCCCGUCUACCUAACCAGAAUGGACCUGUUUUACCAUCAGAAUCUCCUGGACUAGCUACUGCCAGUUGUCCUAUCACUGUCUCUUCUGUGGUUGCUGCCAGUCAGCAGCUAUGUAUGACUAAUACUCGGACUCCUUCAUCAGUCAGAAAGCAGUUGUUUGCUUGUGUGCCUAAGACCAGCCCUCCAGCAACAGUGAUUUCCUCUGUGACAAGCACUAGUAGUUCCUUGCCUUCUGUCUCCUCCACAUCUACCACUAGUGGACAAGUUACCACCACAUUUAUACCUGCAACUACUCCUCAAGUACAACUUUCUUCACAAAAGAUAGAGUCUUUCUCUGCCAUACCACCUCCCAAAGAGAAAGUGUCUACACAGGACCAGCCUUUGACAAACCUAUGUACACCAACUGCAAACAGUUGUAAUAGCUCUGCCAGCAACACCUCAGGAGCUCCAGAAACUCACCCAUCCGGUAGUCCUUCUCCUCCCUCCAAUAAUACACAAGAGGAAGGACAGCCACCCAGUGUGUCUGAUUUAAAUCCUAUGUCAAUGCCUUUUGCCUCUAACUCAGAACCGGCUCCAUUGACUUUGGCAUCACCUAGAUUGACCACUGCUGAUAAUCAGGACACUGGUAAUUUACCUCAGUUAACUGUACCAACACCUCGAGUUUCUCAUCGAAUGCAGCCCAGAGGUUCUUUUUACUCAGUGCUACCAAAUGCAACUAUACACCAAGAUCCCCAAUCAAUUUUUGUUACCAAUCCUGUUCCUUUAACACCACCUCAAGGCCCACCAGCUGCAGUGCAGCUUUCAUCAGCUGUGAAUAUUAUGAAUGGUUCUCAGAUGCACAUAAACCCAGCAAAUAAGUCUUUGCAACCUCCAUUUGGCCCAGCCACACUCUUUAAUCACUUCAGUAGUCUUUUUGAUAGCAGCCAGGUGUCAGCUAACCAAGGGUGGGGAGAUGGCCCACUGCCCUCAAGAGUUGCUGCAGAUGCCUCUUUCACUGUUCAGUCAGCUUUCCUGAGUAACUCUGUACUUGGACACUUGGAAAAUGUGCACCCUGACAACUCUAAGGCACCUGGCUUCAGACCACCUUCCCAGAGAGUUUCUACCAGUCCAGUUGGGUUGCCAUCCAUUGACCCAUCAGGCAGCUCCCCGUCUGCUGCUGCUCCUCUGACAAGUUUUUCUGGCAUACCAGGGACAAGGGUUUUCCUCCAAGGGCCAGCACCUGUCGGGACUCCGAGUUUCAACAGACAACACUUUUCUCCCCAUCCUUGGACAAGCGCCUCAAACACAUGUGACUCUCCUAUUCCAUCUGUUUCUUCGGGAUCAUCUUCACCUCUUUCAGCCACUUCUGCACCACCAACUCUGGGCCAACAAUCAAAAGGAAAUAGUGCCAGUCAGGAUCGAAAGAUACCUCCUCCUAUUGGAACAGAGAGGCUGGCCAGGAUUCGGCAAGGAGGAUCUGUUGCACAAGCUCCCGUAGGGACCAGUUUUGUUGCUCCUGUUGGACACAGUGGGAUCUGGUCAUUUGGUGUCAAUGCUAUGUCAGAAGGCUUAUCAGGUUGGUCACAGUCUAUGAUAGGGAACCAUCCAAUGCAUCAACAAUUGUCAGACCCAAGCACAUUCUCCCAGCAUCAGCCAAUGGAGAGAGAUGAUUCUGGAAUGGUAGCUCCCUCUAACAUUUUUCACCAGCCUAUGGGUCUGCCGAUUUCCAUGUAUGGAGGCACCAUUAUAUCCUCUCAUCCUCAGCUUGCUGAUGUUCCAGGGGGCCCACUGUUCAACGGACUUCACAACUCAGAUCCUGCUUGGAACCCUAUGAUAAAAGUUAUCCAGAAUUCAACUGAAUGCACUGAUGCUCAGCAGAUUUGGCCUGGCACGUGGGCACCUCAUAUUGGAAACAUGCAUCUCAAAUAUGUCAACUAAGUUAGAAGGUCUUUACUCUUUAGCCUUGUUUGGGAAACCUAUGACUUUGGAAGGACUCUGGGGUUUUUAAUUUUGUUUUUUGGGUUUUUUUUUUUUUAAUGUGCCUAACUAAAAUAUUCUGAGGCUUUAGCAAUGGAAAUUUGAUUGCCCAUUGUGUAAGAACAAAUUGAUUUCCUAUCCCACCUGAGUAUGUUCUCUGGUUAGUUUAGCCAUUUUUGACUUGAGAUAAGAUGAACCUAGUGCUUUUGGCUAAACAUACUGAAUGCUACUUGUAUGCAGAAGAGAAUUAGAUGAUUACAUGUUUCAACUUUUUAGGGUGGUAAAUACAUGUAUAAUUGUUUACAUACUUUAAAAAAUAUGAGUAAAUUUCUUGUCAUAUAGUGGCUCUACUUAAUGUAGCCUGUAUUAAUGUGAAAUAUUUACCAGAAUAUUCAAUAAAAAAAAAUGAACAGUGUUUAGAAGUGGGGUGUGAUCCUUUCAGUGGUCAUGAAGAUUCCAGCCAAUCUACAGUCAUAUUAAAUUAGAUUGCUAAUGUUGUAUUUAUUUGUAUCAUGCUUUUCACAUUUAACACUGUAGAGUCCAUUCUUAAACAGCCAUGAAAAGCACUGUUAAAACUUAUUAGCUACUUCUUGUUCUUCUGUCUCCCACCUUAUUAAAGAUGAGGGUUUUUAAGCCUUUACAGUUUGUGUUAGCUGACAUUAGCAAAUAGGCCACUUGAUAGGUUUUGCUCUUUAUGGAUCAUGACUACUAAGGCUUUCCAUUGAACAGAUUUAGGGAUACCCAAAUCAUCCACUUU